AAAAUUCAACGGCAUCACAAAAUCAGCUGAUUCAUCACAAUACAUUUAGUACGAUUUUAUAAACUAUGUUAUAAAAUAUUAAAUAAUUUGAAACAAGUGUGACAUGUAGUGAUAGCAGUAUUAAAAUUUUAUGAAUAAUUAGAAGUAUGUUUUUAAAAAUAAAUCAAAGAAACUAUCAUGUUACAGAUUUGAUAGUUCGUAUCGCAUGUGUCGCUUUGGUGAUAUAUUGGGUUAUGCCAUGGCGAUUUGCUUCCCAUUAUGAAUAUUUACAACGAAAUGAGAUACAGCGCGAGCUUGUUGAACAAGUUACUAGCAAUAUUUCCAUGCAACGUAUGCCGGCAUGUGAAUAUAGUGAUAUCUUAGCAGAUAACGUUAUCACAUAUCUUUCGCAAUAUCGAGAACAUGUCUUGCGGGGAGAAGAAAUUUUACCUGGUGGCGAAUAUUUUCCAGAGGACUGCAGCGCACGCUUUAGUACGGCAAUCAUCGUGCCUUACCGAAAACGCGAGGAACAACUUCAUGCUUUUCUUGUUUACAUGCACAAUUAUUUGCGUCAACAACGUAUUCACUAUCGAAUUUUCUUAGUUGAACAGUAUGAUCAGAAACCGUUCAAUCGCGCCAAAUUAUUUAAUAUUGGCUCAGUAAUUGCAGCAGAACUUGAAUUUCCUUGUUUAAUAUUGCAUGACGUCGAUUUACUUCCAAUGAAUCUGGGACAAUUGUAUGCCUGUACUCAGAAACCUCGACAUAUGUCCUCCGCUUUGGAUAUUUUCCGUUUCACAUUACCUUAUGGAGGACUAUUUGGUGGUGUUGUAGCCAUUCAAACACAUCAAUAUCGUUUUAUUAACGGAAUGUCUAAUUUAUAUGAGGGUUGGGGAGGAGAAGAUGAUGAUUUCUACGCAAGAGUAUGUUCGCAUAAAUUAGGUAUUUGCCGCUUCGAUCCAAGCUACAGUACAUACACAAUGAUGCCUCAUAAACAGGAGAAGAAGAACGAAAAUCGUAUUAAACUAUUACGAAGCGGAUAUAAACGCUUUGAAAUAGAUGGAUUAAAUUCAUUAGUUUACACAGAGAAGGAACGUCGAUUGCAUAGUCUAUUUACACAUAUUUUAGUAGAAACGUGAAUUGCUGAGAUGAUGUCAGAGAUGUUAAACAAACAAGUUUCACAUAUUCGUCCGAUGGAAAUAGUUUAAGAACCUAUGAAAAAAAGGCUUGUGGUUGUAGUUAUUAACGCUAUAACGUAAUGAUAUACAUAUACAUAU
Molecule: messenger RNA, 1253 nt
Organism: Zeugodacus cucurbitae (melon fly)
Lineage: Eukaryota; Metazoa; Arthropoda; Insecta; Diptera; Tephritidae
Product: beta-1,4-N-acetylgalactosaminyltransferase bre-4
Exons: 1
Coding region: 147-1115 (322 amino acids)
Biological process (GO): carbohydrate metabolic process; glycosphingolipid biosynthetic process
Molecular function (GO): N-acetyl-beta-glucosaminyl-derivative 4-beta-N-acetylgalactosaminyltransferase activity
Source: RefSeq, a predicted model, not a curated record